Neoarius graeffei (lesser salmon catfish) is the source of this 824-nucleotide messenger RNA. It is a transcript of the gene nts, whose product is annotated as neurotensin. Lineage: Eukaryota; Metazoa; Chordata; Actinopteri; Siluriformes; Ariidae. Gene Ontology annotation, molecular function: neuropeptide hormone activity. The coding region runs from base 183 to 647 and encodes 154 amino acids. The record is from RefSeq and is a predicted model, not a curated record. Gene Ontology annotation, cellular component: extracellular region. The transcript has 4 exons.
CACAGCACGACAGACUGAAUAAGGAACCAAGAGAAAACUGUCUGUUGGUGUUCUUUUGAUUUCCUGAUCUCUUUCAUUUUACUUUGCCCUGUUCACUCUCUCCACUCCUUCUAGCCUUGACCUAUAACCUUAUGGACUUGGGCCUAGCAUAAAGGUGCAACAUCUGUGGGAUUGUCAGCAAGAUGUCAGUGCAGUUGACCUUUGUGGUUUUUCUCUUUCUGACCAUCAGUGGACUCUGCUCAGAUACUGAUCAGGCCAAAGAGGCGAUGGAAGAGGAGAUACUGAGCAGCCUCUUUACAUCAGAGGUACAACAGAGCAGACACAGCUCCCCCCUAUGGCAGAUGCCUGUACUAAACAUGUGCCAGAUACUGGCAAGGGUUAGUGAGCCCUGGCAGGAUGAAUGGUACGCAAACAAGAUCCAGCCAGCUUAUAGCCAGAGGGUCUCCACUGCUGUGAGCAAAACAUUGCAGGAACUGUAUGACCUCCUGACCCUCUGCAGAGUCAUCCAGCUCAGAGAGCCUGACCUUGAAAUGGACCAGAACAACGACAGGCCACUGAAACGAAAAUCUCCAUAUAUUCUAAAGAGGCAACUGCACACCAAGAAAGCAAGGCGGCCAUAUAUUCUGAAACGAAGUUCAUUUUACUGAACCCAAUGACCACCAACAAAUAGACACAAUGCACUCCAUGAAUAUGUUUCUAUUUCCACAGUAGGGAUAUCUAAGCUGUAUUAACUGGUUUAUGUGUUCACUUUGGUUUGCUUUAGCUAAUUUUCACACCAGAGUCUUGUCCCAUGUUCUCUUUUACUAAGGGACUGCCUGUGUAAA